Prunus armeniaca (apricot) is the source of this 897-nucleotide messenger RNA. The record is from the annotation of a GenBank genome assembly. Lineage: Eukaryota; Viridiplantae; Streptophyta; Magnoliopsida; Rosales; Rosaceae.
AUGGCGAUCACUGGCGCAACCUCGGCCGCAUUGGCGCCACCCACAUCUACUCCUCCACCAAAAUCAAAGCCUCAUUCGAUGUCCAAAAUGAUGAUGUCAAACGGCUACUCUUCAAACUUUCGCAAAACUCAUGCUCGUAAAGGUGGAGCUCAAAUACCAUAUGGAGGCGAAGCUUCGGACAACGAAGAGGCCAAGAAGUUUAUAGAGAUCAUAAAUGAGGGUUUUGCAUUUGCUCAUAAUGGAGCAACACACCUUGAAAACUUCUUGCCUAUUUUGAAUUGGUUUAGUAAGGAGGGGUACGAGAAGAAGUUGGUGAGGAUUGCUGAGAGGGUAGAUAGGUAUUUGCAAGGUUUAGUUGAUGAACAUCGAAGCAAUUUGGAGGGUGGAAUUCGAAAUAGUACUAUAAUUGAUUUGAUCAUAUGCUUUGCUUGCAAAAGUCACAACCUGAGUAUUACACUGACCAAAUCAUCAAAGGGCUUACACUGGGGCGGAGCCACCUUUAGGCCAGAGGUGGCCCUGGCCCCUCCAAUGUUUUCUAAGUUUUCACCAAUCAAGGCAAUUUUGAAUCCUGGCUCCGUCCCUGUAUGGUACAUAUAUGUGAUCUUGCUAAUGGGUAGAACCGACACAUCAUCAAUCACACUAGAAUGGGCAAUGUUUAAUGUACUUAACCAUCCGGACAUCUUAAACAAGGCUAAAGUUGAAAUGAAUAAUCUACCUGGCCAUGGCCGAGAACAACGCUUAAUGGAUGAAUCAGACAUUUCCAAACUACCAUAUCUCCGAAGUAUCAUCUCUGAGACUCUCCAAUUGUAUCCACCAGGCCCAUUGCUAGCACCACAUUUUUCAUCUGGGGACUACACCAUCGGUGGAUUCGAUAUAGCACGUAACACAAUCUUAUAG